This is a messenger RNA of Pelagomonas calceolata, 1350 nucleotides long. The record is from the annotation of a GenBank genome assembly. NCBI's taxonomy places the organism in Eukaryota, Pelagophyceae, Pelagomonadales, Pelagomonadaceae.
GGCGCAUCACGUGUCACGGGGUCUUGCGCUAUAGUGUCUUUAUGCCGCUAGCUGGCUCCCGGCUUUGCCUUUGCUACUACUGCGCUGCGCGAAGCAAUCCACCCUCGCGCAAGCGUAUUGCGCCUCCGCAACGCCACGCGUCCAGCGCCGCCACCGCUACGGCCCUCAAUUGCCCGCAGAGCCUGCUUGCUGUGCCCCGCUCGCUCGCUGCCGACGCCGUCGCCGCGUCAAACACGGCCAGCCGUCCCGCAAUCACAAAAAGCAUGGACGUCGACCCCACGCAAGAGGACGAGGCCUCGGCCUUACCCAAAGCCAGAGGAUUGGGCGCCGGCGCCGCGCUCUGGCACGACGAGGCGUCCAAUACGCAAAAGAUUUACGUGGAUCGCCAGUUCUUCGCGUCCUACGAGGACCAGGUCCAGGCGUUGACUGAUAGCAAAACCGUGUAUAUUGGCAACCUGUCGUUCUACACGACGGAGGCGCAAAUCGUGGAGCUAUGUUCGCGAACGGGACCCGUGAAAAAAGUAAUCAUGGGCCUGAAUCGGCACACGAAGGAGCCGUGCGGGUUUUGUUUCGUCGAGCACUACUCUUCGGAAGCUGCCUUGGAUACUGUCUCUCGUAUUACCGGUCUGGUGUUGGAUGACCGACCUUUACGAGCAGAGCUCGACUUCGGGUUCCGGGACGGGCGCCAGUUUGCGUCAGUGUUUAUUUUUCAUAUCAUUGAUCGCCGGGGACGAACCCUAUUCACCGAGUUGUUACACACCCUGACACCUUGUGAUGAAACGACGAAAACCAAACUUCCAUGGCACCGAGGCGACACACUACAUCGAUCGUGUUUCGUAUGAGCGCCCGCCGUCCCUCACGCAUCGACGACGCAGGUACGGCCGCGGCCAGAGCGGCGGCCAGGUGCGCGACGACCGGCGGGUGACGUACGACCCGGCUAGGGAUGCGCGGCGCGGCGCGGACGUCGUGGAUGCGCCGGCGCCGGCGCCGGCGGCGGUCCCUGAGGAGGAGCCCGCGGCGGAGACGGUGUCGGGCGCGAAGAAGCGGCUGCGCGACGAUGAUGACGACGAGAGCGAGGACGACUAAGUAAUUUUCGUGGUGUCACUGCGUGCUUCGCGUCUGUCUCGAGGCUCCUUGUGUUGCGGUGCUGGACUAAUAGUGUCACGGGUUUUUGCCCUCACCGAUUUUAGCUCCGCGCAUCUUCCUUUGCGCACCAAUCGCAUCCACGCCGCGAAAAAUCGAUUAAGACUUCCCUUGUGUGUCGCCCGAUCACAACUCCACUGAGUUCAAGCCCUUCUACGAAGCUCCGAGUCUCAGAGCCAACCAAAACAGUUUCUUUGGCUGUCAACC